Messenger RNA from Trifolium pratense (red clover), 2577 nucleotides. Its product is annotated as putative nuclease HARBI1. The coding region runs from base 1077 to 2390 and encodes 437 amino acids. The transcript has 3 exons. The record is from RefSeq and is a predicted model, not a curated record. Lineage: Eukaryota; Viridiplantae; Streptophyta; Magnoliopsida; Fabales; Fabaceae.
ACACUGUGUUUGUUUCGAUAGAUUUAUGAAAGAGAGAAAUAAGGAAGAGAGAAAUAGCAAAGAAAUAAGGCAUUUCUUCAGUUUGGAUGAAGAGAGAAAUAAGGAAAGAGAGAAGUUUUUUAGGUGGGUCCCAUAUAAAAAUAAAUCUCUCCUCAUGAGGCGAGAUUUGUGUUUGAGAGAGUGAAAAACUGCAUCUUCCCACGAUGCCCUUCUCCACUUUGGCGGCAAUUUGUGAACUUUCCCUCUUCUUUUUUUCUCCACCUUCAUAUAGCAGUUCCUCACAACUCUUUGUUGGUAUAGCAGGAACUUCAUCUUCACCUUCUCUAUUUUGCACCUAUCAAUCAGGUAAUAAAUUUCAUAUUCACUCUCAUCUUAUUGUUUGAGAUCUUUAUCAGUAUCAUAAUUUGAGUUAUUACUCCAUUAUAAUUUAAAUUGGAACAAGUAUUGUUGUUAUGUUCUUUCUCUUUUCCCCUAUGUUUAAUACAAUAGAUGUUCUUUGUAUUCCUUAUUUUUGCUGUCGUUAUGUUUUAAGAAUUGAAAAAUUCACUUUUUUGUGUAUUACCUAGUUUGGGUUUAUUGGUUUUGGUUAGCAAUGAAAAAAAAUGACGUUAUAUGUUAACAAUGGAGACUUGAUUAACUCACCAACAUCUAUGUUAGGACAUAGAUGCUUAUCAGUUUAGUAUAUUCUGUCAUUUUUUAUGAACUUACAACUUGACAUAUGACUUAAAAGUGUUGAAUAUAAGAUUGGAUUAAGAUUUAAGUAGUGUUAAAUAAUUUAAGAAAAUAACAUAAUUAAAUUUAAUUAUAAGUGUCGGUGUCGUAUCGGUGUCGGACAUUUACACGUCGACACCGAUAAUAAUUUAAGAAAAUGACAUAAAUCAAUUUCGUUAUAAGUGUCGGUGUCGUGUCACCAUCGCAUGUCUAACACUGAGACAUGCAUAAUUAGAGGAUUUUAUGUGCUUCAUAAGUAAAUUGAAUAUACUUGAAUUAGGAAAGAGUUAUUCUUAGCUUCAUUAUAUUUUAUUAGUAUUACUUAAUGUCUGCAAAAAUGAUAGCAGUCCUCAAAAAGUUCAAAUAUGGAUAGAGAAAUGGUUGUUGACAAUGGGGAUAGUGUGAACAAUGAUGAUUUGAUCAAUGACAUUAAUCAAGUGAAGUCACAGCUAAAACAAAUUACUAAUGUGAAGAUGGGUUAUGAAAUCCAACUGCUGAAUGUUUUGAUGGAAGACAUAGAUAAGAGGCAGCGUAUAUGCGUUGUAGUUUUGUUGUGUCAUAUUGUCCGUGCAUUGCAUUUGUUGGAAAUCAUAUUGCCAAGGCAUGCUCGUAAUCCUACUAUUCGUGAUCAUUAUGAGAAGGAGCGUAGACGUGUUCAAUUAAUGACACAUUUAGUACAAACUGAAAGAUGUCGAGACAUCAUCCGCAUGAGUCCUGCAGCAUUUAUGAAAUUAUGUGAAAAAUUGAGGUCCACUGGUAUAGUAAAGGAUUCCACAAAAGCAACUAUUGAGGAGCAAGUUGCUAAGUUCUUGCACAUUGUUGGACAUAAUGUUAAAAAUCGAACAGUGUCUUUCUUUUUUCAUCGUUCGGGAGAAACAGUAAGUCGUCAUUUCCACAAUGUGUUACGGGCUAUAAUAUCUUUAGUAGAUGAGUUCAUUGUUCAGCCCACUGGUGCAGAAGUACCUCCAGAAAUACUUCACAAUCCUAGAUUCUUCCCUUUUUUUAAGGAUUGCAUUGGGGCUAUAGAUGGCACACAUAGUCGUGUCAAGGUACGAAGAGCAGAUGCCCCUCGAUUUCGUGGAAGGAAAGAGUACACCACACAAAAUGUUUUUGCUGCAUGUAGCUUCGAUAUGAAAUUCACAUAUGUGUUAAGUGGUUGGGAAGGAACAGCAUCCGACUCUAGAAUUUUAAAAGAUGCUUUGUCUAGAGAAGAUUCAUUACUAAUUCCUGAAGGGAAAUAUUACCUUGGGGAUGCAGGAUUUCCCUUAAAGGGAGGGAUACUUACACCAUAUAGAGGUGUUCGUUACCAUCUGAAGGAGUACUCAGCUAGAGGUCCCCAAAAUCACAAAGAAUUAUUCAAUCUUCGACACUCAUCACUUCGAAAUGUCAUCGAGAGGACAUUUGGUGUACUUAAGAAGAGAUUUCCAAUUAUAGGUGGUGGUAAUGAGCCAUAUUAUUCGUUUCCCGUCAUGACAGAUAUUUUCAUCGCGUGUUGCAUACUGCAUAACUACUUGAUGGGAGUUGAUGUUGACAACCAAAUCAUAGAUGAAGUUGAUCAGGAAUUGCAACAACGUGACAUAGAUCGAAGUUCCACGAAUCAACGUGACGAAGAUUAUAGACAAGGAGCAAAUAUAAGAGAGAAUGUUUCGACUGGAAUGUGGAAUGAAUACCCGCUAUAAUUCUUAAUGAAAACUUUUUUCGUUGUAUUUUAUUUGGCGUGAAUGUUGAAACAAUAAUUUGUAGUCAUAGUGUCGGUGUUUUCUAUUUCAUUGUAGUUGUUAAUGGAACAAGACUAGUUUUAAUAUUUGCUUGCAACAUUUUUGUACAACCACAUUAUCAGUUUAUUAUAUUACUUUUUUAGCUCCA